Molecule: messenger RNA, 1413 nt
Organism: Magnolia sinica
Lineage: Eukaryota; Viridiplantae; Streptophyta; Magnoliopsida; Magnoliales; Magnoliaceae
Product: protein trichome birefringence-like 13
Exons: 6
Coding region: 136-1365 (409 amino acids)
Cellular component (GO): Golgi apparatus
Molecular function (GO): O-acetyltransferase activity
Source: RefSeq, a predicted model, not a curated record
ACGUGUCAUGGACACUUGGUGGGCCCCACAGAGCUUCUGGUUACACGGGAACCUGCAACAGUUGUAGGAAAUUCGCGUCCCCUUCCCACCUUCAUCUUCCCCCUAUUCACAACGAAAAGAGAGACUACUGAAGCGAUGGUUGGAGCUGCAGCGGUCAUGGCGCCGCGGGACCACCGAAAGAAGCUAAACCUAUCCUUCCUUCUCCUCUCUCUCCUUUGCUCCGCUUCCAUUCUCAUCGUAUUCUCCGCUUUCAGAGGCUCGAACACGCCCCUCUUCCCUUACGAUUUCGACCGCGAGACCCGAAGAGAUCUCUGCAAUUACACCGACGGGAUAUGGAUCCACGAUCCGACGGUCAGGAUGCGCUACGACAACACCUGCAAGGAGAUCUUCAAAGGGUGGAACUGCAUCUCCAACAACAAGUCCAACGGUAGAGAUAUACCCUCGUGGCGCUGGCAGCCCCGAGCCUGCGAUCUCCCGCCGUUGGAUCCGGUUCGGUUCCUCGAACGAUUCAGAGAUACUAACAUUGGAUUUGUUGGCGACUCUUUAAACAGGAACAUGUUUGUGUCUCUUGUGUGCACUCUGAAACGAGCAUCGAGUGAAGUAAAAAAGUGGCGUCCUGCUGGGGCAGAUCGUGGGUUUACCUUUCUCCCUUACAACCUUACUGUUGCUUACCAUCGAACUAAUCUUUUGGCACGUUACGGUAGCUGGUCUGCCAAUAGCAAUGGUGGUGUGCUGGAAUCCCUUGGGUACAAACAAGGUUUUCGAGUGGAUGUUGAUGUUCCAGAAGGCACAUGGGUGGAUGCUCCAAGCUUCCAUGAUAUUCUCAUUUUGAAUAGUGGACACUGGUGGUGGGCACCUUCAAAGUUUGACCCAAUUCAGUCUCCAAUGCUGUUUUUUGAAAAAGGUUUGCCUGUGCUGCCUCCCUUACCCCCUGAGCUUGGGCUAGAUAUGGCUCUAAAACAUAUGAUAAUGUAUGUUGAAAGAAAGGCAAGACCUGGUGCUCUAAAAUUCUUCCGUACACAAUCCCCAAGACAUUUUGAAGGAGGUGAUUGGAACGAAGGUGGUUCAUGUCAGCGUACACAACCAUUGUUUCCAGAGCAGGUAGAACAGCUUUUCUCGUUGUUGAACAAUGGGACGAACAUGGAGACACGCCUGGUGAAUCAGCACCUGUACAAAGCCCUCCAAGGUUCGAGUUUCUGCAUUUUGGACAUCACGCACCUGAGCGAAUUCAGGGCGGAUGCCCACCCGUCGACUGCGGGUGGGAAGAAACAUGAUGAUUGCAUGCAUUGGUGCCUGCCUGGAAUUACGGAUUCUUGGAAUGACUUACUUGUAGCAAAUCUAAACAACAUGUACAAUCAGAUUUAAUAGUAAAUUGUAGUGUGAUGCCAAGCUGCUGGUACGUUGGUUUUUCAA